UCAAUGCAAUCUAAGCUUACUCUGUUCAUUGCGAGGCAGUGAUCACGUGUUGAUUCACGCCACAUAUUUUCUUUAAGUCACAUAAUCACAAACACAAUCCAAUUUCUCCCUUUCAGUGUGUUUGAGAGUUUGAAUUGUUGAUCCUCUCUGAGUUCACACUUUCACCUCAACCAAACUAGCAACAAAAUGGGGUUUCAGAAGAUCAGAGUUGACAACCCCAUCGUCGAAAUGGAUGGGGAUGAAAUGACCCGAGUGAUUUGGAAAAUGAUAAAAGAUAAGCUUAUUCUUCCUUAUUUGGAGCUGAAUAUUAAGUAUUUUGACCUUGGCCUUCCUCAUCGGGAUGCCACUGCUGAUAGAGUUACCAUUGAAAGUGCUGAAGCUACACUCAAGUAUAAUGUAGCAAUCAAAUGUGCUACUAUAACUCCAGAUGAAACUCGGGUCAAGGAGUUUAACUUAAAACAAAUGUGGAGAAGUCCAAAUGGGACGAUCCGGAACAUUUUAAAUGGUACAGUUUUUAGAGAGCCAAUUAUAUGUAAAAACAUCCCGCGUCUUGUUUCAGGCUGGACAAAGCCAAUAUGCAUUGGAAGGCAUGCUUUUGGAGACCAAUAUCGGGCAACAGAUACAGUUAUAAAUGGACCAGGAAAGCUAAAAUUGGUGUUUGCUCCUAGUGGAGGUGAAGGAAUUAAAGAGCUAGAGGUCUACAACUUUACUGGUGCUGGAGGCAUAGCCUUGUCCAUGUAUAAUACUGACGAGUCCAUUAGAGCUUUUGCUGAGGCUUCAAUGAACUUUGCUUACCAGAAGAAAUGGCCUCUCUAUCUUAGCACUAAAAAUACCAUUUUAAAGAAAUAUGAUGGAAGAUUCAAGGACAUUUUCCAGGAAGUCUUUGAGGCUCAAUGGAGCCACAGGUUCAAAGCUGCAGGGAUAUGGUAUGAACACCGUCUUAUUGAUGAUAUGGUUGCUUAUGCUCUUAAAAGUGAUGGAGGUUAUGUAUGGGCCUGCAAGAAUUAUGAUGGUGAUGUGCAGAGUGAUUUCUUAGCUCAAGGAUUUGGUUCUCUUGGCUUGAUGACAUCAGUGCUGGUUUGCCCGGAUGGGAAAACCAUUGAAGCAGAGGCAGCCCAUGGCACGGUAACUCGUCAUUAUCGGGUUCAUCAGAAAGGUGGUGAAACCAGCACAAACAGUAUUGCUUCAAUUUUUGCCUGGUCACGAGGUCUUGCACACAGGUAGGGAUUGCAAUGGAAACUAGUCUGC
Vigna umbellata (rice bean) is the source of this 1248-nucleotide messenger RNA. Lineage: Eukaryota; Viridiplantae; Streptophyta; Magnoliopsida; Fabales; Fabaceae. The record is from RefSeq and is a predicted model, not a curated record.